AUGUAUAGACUUUUAGUUUUAUGUAGCCUUAUAUCGGCCAGUAUCGCUGUAUUUCCACAUCAUCAUCAUCACUUCGCAGUCUCUCACCAGGAACUGGUAAAGCAUAAUGGACCGCACCAUCCAGUACAAAUACACCACCCGGUACCCAUCCAUCACCAUGUCCCCAUCUUACAUCACGUGCCAGUUCAUCACGUACCCCACCAUGAUCACUACUCAUUUCCCGAGUACAAAUUCGCAUAUUCCGUCCACGACCACCACACGGGAGAUGUGAAGUCCCAACACGAACAUCGUCACGGGGACGUUGUCCACGGUGGCUAUCAGCUAGUUGAACCAGAUGGUAGUUUAAGGAAAGUGGAGUACAAAGCUGAUGAUCACACUGGUUUCAACGCCGUUGUGCAUCAUACGUCGCCUCACCACCACAUCCACCUCCAACACCAUAUUUAAUUUACUUAUAAAACAAAUUGCACAUUAAAAGACUGAAGAUUGAUCA
This is a messenger RNA of Nymphalis io (European peacock), 490 nucleotides long. RefSeq names its product cuticle protein 8-like. The record is from RefSeq and is a predicted model, not a curated record. The coding region runs from base 1 to 444 and encodes 147 amino acids. NCBI's taxonomy places the organism in Eukaryota, Metazoa, Arthropoda, Insecta, Lepidoptera, Nymphalidae. Gene Ontology annotation, cellular component: extracellular matrix. The transcript is spliced from 4 exons.